Gilbertella persicaria is the source of this 801-nucleotide messenger RNA. RefSeq lists its product as uncharacterized. The transcript has a single exon. The record is from RefSeq and is a predicted model, not a curated record. Bases 240 to 512 code for a protein of 90 amino acids. Lineage: Eukaryota; Fungi; Mucoromycota; Mucoromycetes; Mucorales; Choanephoraceae.
UGAAAGAUACACAGUUUUAUGUAUUAUUUACUCUCUGUAAAUAUACUAGCCAAAGAUUUGAUAUCCAUUUUUUGACAUUUACAAUGUAGGGCUAAAUGCUUUAAAGUAUACAAAAACGAACAGACACUAUCAGAAGCCACUCACCUCAGAAUGUUUUCCCAGUUACUUGAUAACUUACUAAUGAAAGAAACCAACAUUACCUUUACGAAGGUGAAACAGUAUCACGAUCAACCAAAAGAAUGAAGAUACUCACGGAAGAUGAAUCUGAUUUAAUUCUGAGAAGUAAAGAAGCCGAAGAACAAUAUGGUUUUUGUUCAAAUGAAUUCAAGAAGACAGGCGUGUCGACUGAUGUGCUGACUCAUCAACAGAGCAAAAAUCUCCGUAUUAACGCCUGUAUUUCCAAUGAUAUCAAUCUUCUCUUUGGCAAUACCAACACCCGUAUCAGCUAUUUCGACUUUUCUGGAGACGAGCCUACACAUUGCAACUGUUUAGUUUUGAUGAAUGUUAUAUAGCUUAUAAAGUCGGGUCGUUUACUAUCCCAAAGAAUCUUAUCGGAUUAGGCCAGCUCCGUUGCUUCUUGUCGCUUUGUACAAUUGGAAGAAGUGUACUAUAGACAACGGAAGAAAAAUAAUCAUCCAACUAUCAAAAGCCGAAGAAGAUUAUGGUCUUGUAGACGUAAUCAAUGAUACUUUUGAUUCUCGUUCAUCAUCUCUGCCAAGGGACACUGUCAAUCAUGUACCGGUGCAUUUCUCUCGAUCUAAAGGCCAAAAAAGAACAAGAUCUGUUGUUCAUGCCGAAGAA